This is a messenger RNA of Clonostachys solani, 855 nucleotides long. Lineage: Eukaryota; Fungi; Ascomycota; Sordariomycetes; Hypocreales; Bionectriaceae. The record is from the annotation of a GenBank genome assembly.
AUGGACUCAGUGACUUUAAGAGAAUACCAAAAUAUCCAUGCGGCGAAUGCGCCUAUUAACCAACCCGACGAUGCCCUGUCAGAUGACGGUGCCACACUUAGGGACCAUCGCCGGGGGAGUAUUGAUGGCUCAACACUCUUUUCCGCAGGCUCAAGGCGUAACUCGACACAAAGCCAAACCUCACUAGGGGAUUUGACGACGACUUUGGAAAACAUUAGUUCCUCUGCCUCCCCACUUUCUCGGGCUGAUUUGAAGAGCAAGAGAGCAGCCAGAUCUGCGAUGAAGGAGGUAUUGGAAGAGCAAAGGCAAACCGCAAUGGUCUAUGAGGAUGAAGGGCGCGACGGAGAGGCUAUCGAGCUGCGAGAACGCCUCGUAUUGGCGUGGGAGAUGAUGUCGGGAGAGGAGGACGGGCGGACUUUGGAGGCGCAGCGCAUGCUUGCCAUAUUAUACCAAUCCAACGGCUAUGGGGAAAAGGCACUCAGAUUACGAGAGCAUAUUGCUGCCGUACGGGACAGAACGUGUGAAGCGGAUAAUCUGCAACGCCUUGAGGCCCACCGGCAGCUCAAAAUAUCGCGUCGAAUAAACAAGCGGGAGCAGUUUGCUAGAGAGUUGACAGAGCACCUGGAGGUAUCAAAGGCUUUUAUACCCGAAGAAAAGGACCAAGAGAAGCAGACAGAAAGUUCAGCAACGAGAGAAACGGUGGCAGCGGCAGGAUUUGAAGUACGUGAAAGAGAGCUUCCGACGGCGGCACAGUUGAAUAUCCCCACACAGGACAACCUGGAUAGGCCGAGAAAUUCUCUGCUGCGCCGUAUUAGGUCAAUCUUCUCCGGUGUAUCUAUCCCAGGGAGCAAUUAA